Molecule: messenger RNA, 948 nt
Organism: Eimeria necatrix
Lineage: Eukaryota; Apicomplexa; Conoidasida; Eucoccidiorida; Eimeriidae
Exons: 3
Coding region: 1-948 (315 amino acids)
Source: RefSeq, a predicted model, not a curated record
AUGUACAGACACCCCAAACACCAGAAGCAGCGCGAAAUGCAGAGAGAAAAGGCCAGCAGCAGCAGCAGCAACAGCAACGGCAGACGAGCAGCAGCAGAAGAAACAGCAGCAGCAGCAGCAGCAGCAGCAGCAGCAGCAGCAAAAGCUCACGUUUUUGCUCAUUCAGGUCCGCACUGCCUCCCUUCCUGCGCUUCCUCCGUGCUGCAGCAGCGCAGCAAACAGCAACAGCGGGAAAUUUCAGCAGCAGCAGCAGCAGCAGCCCGAAACAGCAGCAGCAGCCCGAAACAGCAGCAGCAGCAGUCAGAAUCAGCAGCAGCACUGGAAACAACAGCAGCAACAGCUCCAGCAGCAGGAGAAGCAACAAAAGCAGCAGCAGCAGCAGCAGCAGCAGCAAACUCGCGCCCGCAGCAGCAAAACCCCAACAGCAGCAGCAGCAGCAAAACCGCGCCUGCAGCAGCAAAACCACAACCACAACAGCAACAGCAACAGCAGCAGCAGCAGCAGCAGCAGCAGCAGCAGCAGCUUGCCCUGGUUGUUGGUGUCCGGGUAGCUGGGCAUGAGUUCUACAGCAGAAGUGCAGCAGAAGCAGCGAUAGCAGCAGCAGCAGCAGCAGCAGCAGCAGCAGCAGCAGCAGCAGCAACAGCAACAAAAACAACAACAACAGAAACAACAAAGCAACAAAAACAACAACAGCAACAGAAACAACAGCAACCACAACAGCAACAAGAGCAACAACCACAACAGCAACAACAACAAAGCAACACCAAAGCAGCAGCAGCAGCAGCAGCAGCAGCAGCAGCAGCAGCAGCAGACCCCCAUGCAAACAGCGGCCGACGCAGCAGCAGCUCCCCGAAGAUGCAGCCUGCAGCACAGCAGCAGCAGCAGCAGCAGCAGCAGCAGCAGCAGCAGCAGCAGCAGCAGCAACAACAGCAGCAGCACAACAGAUAA